AUGCCUUCGCUCGGCUCCUUGUUCGGGUGGAAAUGGGGAAACAAACCGCAGCGCGGCUUGGAAUCUAAUCCACCAGCAUCUUCCAACCUCCCACAUUCUGAGGCCGGACCUCAAAAUGCCACGGGUACACGCGAGGCCUCUCUCCUCGUCGGGGCAAACGUCGACGGUGGAAAACCAGAGAAAUCCUCCAUUCAGGUAGACAAGAGCAUGGAAACUCCAAAACUUGCAAAGGAUGGGACCCUGGGAACAAAUGAACCUUUGGGGGAUUCAGUUGAUAUUUCGAAGCAAGCGCCUCUACCAAAUGAUGAUGUGGCCGGAGAGCCCGGUGGACAACAAGACUCUACAACUCGCAUUCUGCCAUCAGACAUUGAUCCUGACCCUCGUAUAGGCGCACCGGAAGUGAUUGACCGCUCGAAGGCUUUGCAUAGUCAAUGGAAUCAAUUUAAUAAGAGCGUGACCUCCUUCACUGAUGGUCUCAUAAGAGCAGGCGACCUACGGAGAGAAGCUAUUCGACGACGAGAAAAUGUCGUCGGCGAAGUGGAAGGAAUGCUAGCUUCUGCAGGUGACGGUGCUUUGCGAGAUUUCAGAGGCACUCUACUUGGGUUGAAGCAAAUCGAAACAGAAUUGCAGGCAGAGGAUAAAAAAUUGAUUCAGCAAGGUUUUCAGAUUGGCCGCCAGGGCUCAAAGAUCUUUGGCCCCGCCGCAGAGACUUCGUUCCAAAUCCUGAAUGACCAAGGAGUCGUUGUCCGGUCCGAGGAAAGUGUUACAGAGGAUUCAGUUCUUUCUACCGACGACAUUCGACUUGAUCAAACCCCUGAGGCCCAACGUUAUCUCUCCAAAAUGGGCGAUGUGGAUGUAUUACAGGACAUAUUAAUAAAUAUGGACGCGGAGCUGAGAAUGUUAUCCGAAACGAACGAAACACUUGAUGUUAUGGAAGAACUUGAGACGAGGCGCAAGGAAGUGUUGAAUGAAUUGAGACUGGCUGAAGAGGACUUGGCCAAGCUUUACGAGGAUCUACCAGAGAGGAGGGUCAACAUUUCCGAAGAGCAAAUUCGUCCGCCUUCGGAAACAGAGCAGCAACUUCCUAGCCAGAGCAAUAUCGAUUACGGGGAAACUGGAGGUGUAUUAGGGUCUCAGUCUCGGUCAGAGAUUCAAGGAAACAGUCUCUCCCAAAUCUUACAAAGCGCAACAAACGACAAUUCGGUCCAAUCGACGACAAAGGUCGAGGUCUAUCUCGACUAUCAGUCGCAGCAGUCUCCCGAAGAGCGGCAAAACUCCCCCCAAGCAGCUGAAGAUGCCAGACCAGGAGGCGGUCAAGCUCAGGAAGUGGAUUCUCAGACUGCUCAACUCGAUAGCUAG
This is a messenger RNA of Fonsecaea multimorphosa CBS 102226, 1359 nucleotides long. RefSeq lists its product as uncharacterized. The transcript is spliced from 2 exons. The record is from RefSeq and is a predicted model, not a curated record. The coding region runs from base 1 to 1359 and encodes 452 amino acids. Lineage: Eukaryota; Fungi; Ascomycota; Eurotiomycetes; Chaetothyriales; Herpotrichiellaceae.